GAAAGAAAAACACUCGAGAGAUCGGCUUGCGCAUGCUACUCCACUAGUCCAUGCCGCAAUCUAUGUGCGCAUGCCACAUGGCGCAUAUUCAACCUUGCUUCUUCCUUCAUAUAACCCUAUAAAUACCCAAUACUUCUUCUCACUUUAACUUCACUUAACACAAUAAUAUAUACUCUUUUGAUUUCCUCAUUCUCUUAGUUAAACCUCUUUGAUUAAUAACAAUGGGUAGUUUGAAAUCCUUGGUUCUUGCUGCUCUUCUUGUUUCCUCCUUCUUUGUUGUGUCCCAAAGCCGAGUGGCUAGGAAAGAUUUGGGCCUUGACCUUGGUGGGGUGGGUAUUGGGGUUGGAACUGGAAUUGGCAUUGGACUUGGUGGGAGUGGUUCAGGGUCCGGAUCGGGCUCUGGCUCUGGCUCUGGAUCGAGUUCGAGUUCCAGUUCUAGUUCUAGCUCUUCUUCUUCUGGAUCAGGUUCUAAUUCUGGAUCUGAAGCAGGUUCAUAUGCAGGGUCUCGAGCGGGUUCUGGAUCGAGUGGUCGUGGAGGUGAAGGUGGAGGGUCGGGUUAUGGUGGAGGAUAUGGAUCAGGUUAUGGUGGGGGGCAUGGAAAAUGAGAUGUUAUUAUCUUUUCAAUUAACAAGUUGAUUAUAAUUAAAUAUAUAUAUAUAUAUAUAUAUAUAUAUAUAUAUAUAUAUAUAUAUAUAAUGGUAAUUAUGGCUGCUAUGUAAUGAAUUAGUAUCUAUGAUCAAUGAAAUUUUCUACGACGUAUUGUAUUUACAUUCCACAAAUUAAUAAAAGCAUAUUUGUAACA
Cucumis melo (muskmelon) is the source of this 802-nucleotide messenger RNA. Its product is annotated as glycine-rich cell wall structural protein 2-like. Bases 222 to 605 code for a protein of 127 amino acids. NCBI's taxonomy places the organism in Eukaryota, Viridiplantae, Streptophyta, Magnoliopsida, Cucurbitales, Cucurbitaceae. The transcript has a single exon. The record is from RefSeq and is a predicted model, not a curated record.